GGAGCAUCCUGAUCGCCAUGUUGUUGUUCGGAGCACGUGGUUCUGUUGCUGUUUCGACAAUGCUAUUCGGUGCAUCUUGAUCACCAUGAUGUUGUUCGGAGUACGUCGUUCGGCUAGUUCGAUGAACUAGACGACUUUGACAAGACCUUUUGUUAUCUCCAGCUUAUCACCAUCGACGUUUUACGAGGCAUUGGACAUGGUCUUCAUCGACAUCGACAUAUUUGGUGGAGCAGUUACGUUUUUCGUUGUUUUUUUUGUCACAUUGUCCUUAGUAAUUUGUGUCAUUUUUUGUUUUGGUUUCAAAUUGUUGGUAAGUAAUUACCAUCAAUUUGGGGAGGGUAUUAGAGUAUGUAGUAUUGUGUUA
Molecule: messenger RNA, 364 nt
Organism: Linum tenue
Lineage: Eukaryota; Viridiplantae; Streptophyta; Magnoliopsida; Malpighiales; Linaceae
Source: the annotation of a GenBank genome assembly